UUAACAUCAAAACAAAUGCCACAUUUUUUUUCAUGUUUGUGUAUACAAACCACCAAUCGUGAGCGUGUUUUUUUGAGUCAUAUACCGAAACCAAGGUUAAAAGCGAAAUGCAAACGAUAUUUACAAGAGAAUACCGUCGGUAUCCAAACAGUCGCACGCAUGGAUGACCUGGUUAAGUUCGAGAUGAACCUCGACCCGCCGUCGAAAGAGCUGGAGGCCUACGCCAGGGAGCAUCUCGACGAGGAUCCCGAUACCAAGCUCCAGGUCCUUGCCGAAUUCCGCGACCUUAUCUUCGAAAGGGGAGAAUGCUCACCGCACCGCCUAGACGACGACUUUCUGCUGCGUUUCUUGAGGGCGCGGAGGUUCGUCAUAAGACACGCUCACCGACUCCUUGUCAACUACUACGAGUUCAAGGAGAAGAAUCCGGAAUUUUACCAGGACGUGUACUUUGAUCGGUUGACUGCGAUAGGCGACGCCGAUUUGAUUAGCACGCAGCCCUUUCACGAUCAGCACGGAAGAAGGAUGCUAUUUUACAGAUUGGGUCACUGGGAUCCCGCCAAAAUAAGCACACGCGAACUGUUCCAGGCCACACUUGUCGCGCUCGAGCUGGCGCUAAUGGAAACCUCCACGCAAAUAUUGGGGGGAAUUUGCCUGUUCGAUUUGGCCGAUUUAAAGAUGAAGCACGUCACGCAGUUGAAUUCGAAAAUUGCCGCUCAAAUGAUCGACAUUGUCGUGUGGACCUAUCCUCUGAGGACACACGCGGUCCACAUCGUCAAUCAAUCGCCAGUUUUCAAAGCGGGCUACUCGAUUGUAAAGCCCUUCAUGAGCAAAGAAGUAAGGAAACGCAUCUUCUUCCACGGAUCGGACAUGAAGUCGCUACACAAGCACAUCGACCCGAAGUACUUGCCCGUAAGAUACGGAGGAGUCCAUCCCGAUUACAGCUACGGCGGAUGGGUCGACUACAUACGUAAGACUCCGUCGGUCCUGUCCGAGCUGCGCGACUUAGGAUACACGCUCGAGGAGCAAAUGAACGCGAUAUUAGUAUAGUUACUGUGAUAAGCCUUAGUAAAACUUUAUUGCCACUAA
Messenger RNA from Photinus pyralis (common eastern firefly), 1086 nucleotides. RefSeq names its product alpha-tocopherol transfer protein-like. Gene Ontology annotation, cellular component: membrane. NCBI's taxonomy places the organism in Eukaryota, Metazoa, Arthropoda, Insecta, Coleoptera, Lampyridae. The transcript has 6 exons. The record is from RefSeq and is a predicted model, not a curated record. The coding region runs from base 16 to 1047 and encodes 343 amino acids. Gene Ontology annotation, molecular function: phosphatidylinositol bisphosphate binding.